CUCUAUCCUCCCUCCCUGCCUGCAUAUAAACGUGACCUUCGUGUUCCUCUUAAAUCCGACCCUCUCCAGAGAAUGUCAUCGGCCGCCCAGCCAGCCACAACUGCAGCGCUCCGCCAUUAAAAUAACACCUCUCAUUUCUUUCUUUCUCUCUCUCUCUCUCCCUCUUCUUUCUCUAUUGUUGUGUUUCGGUAAUCAUGUCUGCAACUGUAGCGAACGUUUUCUUGCUCACCUUCUUGUUGGUGUUGCAGACGCAGCAAGCUGUAUGGGGCUUCAGUUCGAACCUCACAAGCAGGAAGAAGCAGCCGUGGGGCGGGCCGGUGGGGCACCGCUUCAUCACCGUCGACUGCAACGGGUACGGGGACUUCAGGACCGUCCAGGCGGCGGUGGACUCUGUGAGUGAGAACAACAACAAGAAAGUUCUCAUUCAAAUCGCUGCUUGCUACUACGUGGAGAAGGUGGUGGUGCCAAAGACGAAGCCGUACAUAACGUUCCAAGGGGAGGGGAUGGGCGUGACGGUGAUCGAAUGGCACGACCGCGCCGGCGACCGGGGUCCCUCCGGCCGACGUAUUCAUACGUACAACUCGGCCUCCGUCAUCGUCCUCGCCGACCACUUCUCUGCUAGGAACAUUAGCUUCAAGAACACUGCACCAGCUCCCAUGCCGGGUAUGGAAGGGUGGCAGGCAGCCGCAUUUCGGAUUUCCGGCGACAAGGCAUACUUUUCCGGCUGCGGGUUCUUCGGCGCGCAGGACACGCUCUGCGACGACGCAGGACGGCAUUACUUCAAGGAGUGCUACAUUGAGGGGUCGAUCGACUUCAUCUUCGGGAACGGGAGAUCCAUGUACAAGCACUGCGAGCUUCACUCCAUCGCAACCAAGUUCGGGUCGAUCGCCGCGCAAGACCGGCGAGACCCACAGGAGAAGACUGGGUUCGCGUUCGUGCACUGCCGAGUCACCGGCUCGGGCCCGGUCUACGUCGGGCGAGCCAUGGGCCAGUAUUCGAGGAUCGUGUUUGCGUAUACGUACUUCGACGACGUGGUUGCCGCAGAGGGAUGGGAUGACUGGGACCAUGAGAGCAGCAAGGACAAGACUGUGUUCUUUGGAGUGUACAAAUGCUGGGGCCCGGGUUCCACAUCGGUCCGUGGCGUGUCAUGGGCCCGCGAGCUCGACUACGACACUGCACAUCCUUUCCUCUCCAAAAGCUUUGUCAAUGGCAGGCACUGGAUUGCCCCAUCUGAUGCCUGAGCUCCGCAAGAAGAAGGGUAAUUGUAAUUGUAAACAGCAGGAUUUGGUCUCAGAGAUUUAAAGUAGUAACAUAAAGGGAAUGAUCAGCUAUAAGUAACAUUUAGUUGGAAAUAAGACCAAGCAAACUGCACCCGCAUGUACUAGUUGGUAUGGCCAAGGUGAAGAGCGUUCAUACCUCAACGGGGCUUUGCUGGUGUCGAUUUUCGUUACCCGAAAGAGUUUACUGUAACAUUAGCUAAAUUUAGCGUCAAAAAUUAUGUAAACUCCUCUGUGUCCAUUCAUUUUAGUUCUUUGGUUGGUGAUUACCUUGGUAAACUUGUUUGGUCCCCAUGUAACGACUGAAAGAAAUUUCCUAAGCAUUAAUUUCUGUUAA
Molecule: messenger RNA, 1614 nt
Organism: Nymphaea colorata (pocket water lily)
Lineage: Eukaryota; Viridiplantae; Streptophyta; Magnoliopsida; Nymphaeales; Nymphaeaceae
Product: probable pectinesterase 68
Exons: 5
Coding region: 195-1241 (348 amino acids)
Biological process (GO): cell wall modification
Molecular function (GO): pectinesterase activity
Source: RefSeq, a predicted model, not a curated record